Jatropha curcas is the source of this 2532-nucleotide messenger RNA. The record is from RefSeq and is a predicted model, not a curated record. Lineage: Eukaryota; Viridiplantae; Streptophyta; Magnoliopsida; Malpighiales; Euphorbiaceae.
AAUACAAAUAGAGAGAGAAUGUGAGAGAGUCAGAAAGAGGAAAUGGCGGAGAGUGAAAUGAGGCUGGUCAGUCUCCUGUGAAUGCUCAGAAGCUGCCACAACAUUGUCGUCUUUAAGACCAAACCAAUCCACUCACCUUCCUCUCCCCCCCUCCCAUUUUGGAAUUAGACAGAGAAAUUCUUGUAGAUGACACUACCCAUUCAACCACACGCUCUCCUCCUCUUUAUUUUAUUAUUAUUAUUAUUAUUUUUUUAAAUAAAAAAGCAACUCUCAGUCGCCACUCUCCUCUUCCUGUCAUGGUGGAGACCCUUAACGUUCCUUUUUCAUAUUACAAACUAUUAUAUCCUUAACCUUCUUUCUAUUUGCCCCUUCUUUCUAUUUGCCUUUAUCUACGUUUCCUCUGUGUUUUUCUUUUUUUAUUAAUGAAAUAAUGCAAAUAGCAAAGUGCCAUCCUUAGUUGUUUGCUUUGUGUUUGAUCAUUGUACUUGCAGAGUACUGCAGAGUGAGUGGGUCGUGGGCUCUUGGCUCAUAGUCACCUUCCUCAGCAGGGGCUGGGUUACAGAUACUAAUGGCAAAGGAGUACAGUGGAUCACCCAAACAUCAUCAGCUAGAAUCAAAGAGGAAGCGGCUAACAUGGAUAUUGGGGGUCAGUGGCCUUUGCAUAUUGUUCUACGUUUUGGGAGCUUGGCAGAAUACAUCUCCUCCCACCAAUCGAUCUGAGGUGUUCAAUAGAGUUGGUUGUGAUGUUGCACCUCCUGCAGCGGCCAACUCCAAUCCAUCAUCUAUACUCUUAGACUUCGAUAGCCAUCAUCAGAUUGAGAUCAACAAUACCGACACUGUUGCCAAUUUUCCAUCAUGCGAUAUGUCCUUCAGUGAGUACACUCCUUGCCAACAUCCACAGAGAGGAAGAAAAUUUGAUAGGAACAUGUUGAAAUACAGAGAGAGACAUUGCCCAACAAAAGAAGAACUGCUGUUUUGCCUCAUACCAGCUCCUCCAAAAUAUAAGACCCCUUUCAAAUGGCCUCAAAGCCGGGACUAUGCCUGGUAUGACAACAUCCCCCAUAGAGAGCUUAGCAUUGAGAAGGCUGUGCAGAACUGGAUCCAAUUAGAGGGUGACCGCUUCAGAUUCCCUGGGGGAGGCACCAUGUUCCCACGCGGAGCUGAUGCUUACAUUGAUGACAUAAAUGAGCUCAUUCCUCUUACUGGCGGAACCAUCAGAACUGCUAUUGAUACAGGCUGUGGUACUUACAGUAUGCAAUUGAAGGUUGCAAGUUGGGGUGCCUACCUGUUGAAGAGGGAGAUCUUGGCGAUGUCUUUUGCACCACGGGAUACACAUGAAGCACAAGUCCAGUUUGCAUUAGAGAGGGGAGUUCCUGCUAUGAUUGGCAUUAUGGCUUCACAAAGGCUUCCUUACCCGGCCAGGGCUUUUGAUAUGGCUCACUGUUCCCGUUGCUUGAUACCUUGGCAUCAGUAUGAUGGUCUGUAUCUAAUUGAAGUUGACAGGGUUCUAAGGCCUGGUGGCUAUUGGAUUCUCUCGGGCCCUCCUAUUCGUUGGAAAAAAUAUUGGAGAGGUUGGGAAAGAAAACAAGAAGAUUUAAAACAGGAACAGGACGCUAUUGAGGAUGUAGCCAAGCGCCUUUGCUGGAAGAAAGUGGUUGAAAAGAAAGAUCUUGCAGUUUGGCAAAAGCCCGUCAAUCACAUAGAGUGUGUCAGAAGCAGAAAGAUGUACAAAACACCACAUAUAUGCAAGUCAGACAACCCAGAUGCUGCAUGGUACAAAGACAUGGAAGCUUGCAUAACUCCACUGCCAGAAGUAAGCAGCUCAGAUGAAGUUGCUGGUGGUGCAUUGGAGAAAUGGCCAGAGCGUGCAUUUGCUAUUCCUCCCAGAAUUCGCAGUGGUUCAUUACCCGGCAUCUCUGCUGAGAAAUUCAUGGAGGAUAAUGAACUUUGGAAGGAUAGAGUGACACGUUAUAAGCAUAUUAUUAGACCACUUACACAAGGACGAUAUCGGAAUGUGAUGGACAUGAAUGCUUACCUUGGUGGAUUUGCUGCUGCACUGAUAAAGCAUCCUUUGUGGGUUAUGAAUGUGGUACCUGCCAAUUCAGAUCACGACACACUUGGUGUCAUCUUCGAGAGAGGCUUGAUUGGGACGUAUCAGGAUUGGUGUGAGGCAUUCUCAACAUAUCCAAGAACAUACGAUCUCAUCCAUGCUAACGGAGUGUUCAGUAUAUAUCAGGACAGGUGUGACAUCACAUACAUUCUGCUGGAGAUGGAUAGGAUUCUGAGACCAGAAGGGACAGCUAUAUUCAGGGACACAGUAGAGGUACUUGUGAAGAUCCAGAGCAUAACAAAUGGGAUGAGAUGGACAAGCCAGAUUAUGGACCAUGAAAGUGGACCAUUUAAUCCGGAGAAAAUUCUUGUUGCCGUCAAAUCUUAUUGGACUGGAGAAGCUUCUCAAAACCAGCACUAGUGUUAGUAGCAGUGGUUGUAGGACAGUUUUUUUUUUUUUUUUUUUUUUUUUUUUUUUUUUUC